Messenger RNA from Sclerotinia trifoliorum, 4110 nucleotides. The record is from the annotation of a GenBank genome assembly. Lineage: Eukaryota; Fungi; Ascomycota; Leotiomycetes; Helotiales; Sclerotiniaceae.
ACAGGACCAUUCAGGGAAUAUGAUAAUAGUGAGAAAAUGAACUCCACUGGCGACACCAAUCGAUAUCAAUUGACACCAAUUGACACAUUAAAUCCCGAGUUUCUUGUUUGCUUGGAUACACCCUUAGUUAAAUCGAAAUCUUUUAUCUUCAAGCAAAUCCGCCCUUAUUAAGACUUCUUUUUUAACCAUCCACGACUACUAACUCUUUAGCUUUCGACCCGUCGGUGCCUUCUCCUCCAUUUGCCCCCCUUCCUUAGGCUUGUCUUCUUCGACUAGACGCCACCAAGGUCCCCCGUACAAUAAUCUCGUUGUUGUCUUAACCAUAUCGAAGAGACAAAAGAAAGGUCAAUCCCUCCCACACCACCUUUUUUCCCUCUUUAUAUUGUGAGAUAUAUCUACGACCAGGGCCGACCAUCUUUCAACCUACUUUUCGACCUUUUUUCCCCCGAAGAAUCGAUCUCGACCUUUAUCUCGACCGAUGCUAGUGGAAUAACCCGGUUUAAGCCACCAAAUUCACCCAUUGACCGAGAGACAUACCAAAAAGCAAUACAAUCCUUCCCACAGGCUUCGAUGCACCAAGCAUUCCAAUAGUUCUCUCCGGACAACCUUCCCAAUCUCUACAACUUCUCGCCAAUCAAAAGAAUUCUGCCGUGAAUCACAGUUUGUAUAGCAACGACAUUUGGGCAUCUCUUCCCCAUUUGAUUGUUUGCCGUCAAUCUGGAUCUUGAAGACUCUCAAUUCAUAGUACCCUUUAUUAUCACCUAAACGGAGCUUUCCUGCACUGGAUCCCGUUGAAUCAAUUCAAUCGCAAGUAUAAUUUUGAGAAGCGAAUUCACUUCUAAUCUCUCAGCCCAUCAAUCAUGGAAUCUUCACCCAUAGCUGCAAUGCAGCCUUCUUCUCAUAUGCCAGCUUGGGCUCGAAAUGAUUUGUAUACUUCACACCCGCACGCACAUAUGUCAAACAUCACUGCAAAUUCUUUCGGUCCCGGAGCCUUCGACUUUCGGGAUCUGAGCAUGAAGCAUUCUAAAUCAGAUUACUUCCUGAUAAAACCCGUUCGUGGUUCUUCACCUACAGCAAGUUUGGCGGCAGAUCUAUCGCAGAAUUUUCACAUUGAUAUGAGGUACAUUCAGUUCUAACUUCUUGCUUAUCUUUAACCUCUGCUAACCUCUAAUACUUACAGUCCUCAAUUACCAACUCCUCGUCGAUCUCUAUUCACGUCGAAUCUUUUUGGAACAUUGGAUGGCAGGGGUAAGAACUGGUUUACUGGAAGAUGAUACUGGAGAUGUUAAUAAAAUACAGAUUGUGUUACUACUCCUCCAUUACCUUCCUCUUCACCAGGUCCAUUGAACGAAAGAAUGGACAUUUCCCCUCUUCCCCAUAAGCAACCAUAUUUCUGUGCGCAAAUUGAGAUACCAUCACCUACACCAGCAGGUACAACAACGGAAGAUACAACUAUGGGGUCAUCUCCAAUUCGUCCUAGUUUAUUGGACGGCUCGAAACCUUUUGGUGCCGAGUAAGUGUAAAAUUACACAUUCCAAAGAGUGCCGUACUAAUAUUAGCUACAGAAGAAGGAAAAAUUUAUUAUUACGACCAACCUUCUCACGCACCAAAGGUCAUUCAUCCAGCUCUCUGUCCCGGCAAAACGUCGAAAGUCAAUUGCCUCCCUUCCGCUUCGGUGCCGGAAGCAGCAAAUUGUCUACCUCCACCACAUCAAUGUCUUUGGGCGAAUGUUUUAUGGAAUCACCACCCCGAGAACGUCGUUCACAAUCUGCAAAUAGCCCUACCAUGGCACCACCACCUCGACUAAGCAAACCGUUCUCAAGUGUGUCAAGCAGAGUCGUGAAUGGAUCACCGAUUGGUAGUCACUCUCGCAGAACUUCUAAUCCGUUAGUUCGGCCUAGGAAACAAUUUCGACGAUCGCUGAGCAUGUUUGAAAGCCCACAAGAUAUCGUCAAGGAGAAGGAAAGUACGUCGAGCAGCUUGCAUACCGUUAUGGAUAUUGAUGAGAUACACCAACCAAUUUUACCACAUUUCUUCCAAGAAGGUCAACCUGAUAGCAUCCCCAGGAUCGCCAAGGAGACUUUAUUGGAAAUUCUUGAUGGGAAAUACGAUGAUGAAUAUGAUCAACGAAUGAUUGUUGAUUGCAGAUUCGAAUAUGAGUUUGAGGGUGGGCAUAUCGAUGGUGCUGUCAACUAUAAUGACAAAGAAUUAUUGACCAGUCAAUUGUUUGAAACAAGUAUCCCUGGCAAAACCCUCCUAAUCUUUCAUUGCGAAUACUCCGCACAUCGAGCACCCAUUAUGGCUCGUCACGUACGACAACAAGAUCGUACAACUAACGUCGAACAAUACCCUAAGCUUUCCUAUCCUGAAGUGUAUAUCCUCGAUGGUGGUUAUAGUGCUUUCUUCACAGAACAUCAAGGCCGUUGCUUUCCUCAGAAUUACGUUGAGAUGGAUGCUAAGGAACAUGCUUACACCUGUGAGAGGGAAAUGGGAAGACUUCGUCAUAACAGAACUAAGCUCAGCAGAGCACACACUUAUGCUAUUGGCCAACACGGACAAAUUGAUGACAGCCCCACUGCCCCUAGUCGAUCAAAAUCAAGCGGCAGUAUGUUAACGACAGAAAUGACGAGUUCCCCUAUAAUGAGCUCUCCCAUAUUUUACGAUCGAGGCCCACGAAGACAAGUCUCAUACUAGAUAAUAUCUCUUGCAUCUUAUUUGGCGUUUAGCAUGGCAUUGCAUUCCCCGGAGUUUUUGGCUUUUUUUAAAUUUGUUCGAUUUUAACAAAUAUUCGGAACAGAUUCCAACGAUCAGUACAGCAGGUCAUCUAAAUACCCCGACCUGUGUUUUUUCUACAAUCACUCACCGAUUUUCUAACUUCUCGGUCGAGUCUUCUUUUAGUCGGUCUUCAUCUGCGAAAGUUUUAACGGAAAGUUUUUCUAUAUCACAUUUCCUCUGGCGUAUUGGCGUGCAUUUAAGAGUCUGUGUGUCUUGCUUGUCACACGUCUUUCAUUCUCUAGGUUUAACCUAAACAAUGCAUCGGCAUACAUUUUGAGUUAUCAGCGAGUCCUUUUUAAUAUCGACCAUCGAGUCGAUUCAGCGAAAAACAAACUUUUCUUGGAUCAGGGAUCCUGGGCCACCACAACAUACUCUCUUUUGACAGGAAGAGCUCUUCUCGUGCUCACAAACACUUUACACGAAACUUUUUUUUUUAUUACAAUGAGAACGACCUAUUCAUGGGCGAAACACGAUUACGCUAUCAUAUUUCUUUUUGCCAAGCAAGUAUCAACCUUUUAGUCUUGUCAUCGACUGAAGAAACAUUGUCUCAAUACCCUCGACAUCAACUCCGAAUUUUCUACCUCUUGAGUCUUUCCAAUCGUACAUACAUCGCUCACAUAUGCACGCUCACUUGUUAUUUCUCCUUUUUCUGGAUUCGAAACAUUCGAUUUGCCUUCAAUUCCUUGUUCAAUUAUUCCCACCAUAUACCGAUAUUCACGAAAAACCCCUUUAUAAUUCUACUUCCAUUAACGAAUCGUUUACCUCUGGACCUUGAGCUUUACUCCUCCCUAAUAAUGCGUUUGUCAUUUUCAUGUAUAUUUGCAAAAUUGAGCUUAUUCACUUUUUCUCUUUGCUUUUACAGAUGGAUUGUCAAGAGAUGGUGAUUGAGAUUAGGGAUUGUUACAAUAUGGGAUGUGAAAUAAUGGAUGAAUUGAAGACGAAGAGGGUUAUAUUUCUUCAUAAUAAGAUGGUUUGAAUGGAAGAGGUAUUGUGGCUAGGCUUCUGCUACUUUUGUUGGGUUUAGAGAAACUUACUCUUAUUUGUUUGAUUGUAUGAGUUGUGGAGUACUGGGAAUAGGGAGAAGGAAAAUGGUGAUGGUGGUGGUGAUUCAUGGAUGAAGAGACGCAUAUUGCAACCCCAAACGGGUAUAUGGGCAUGAGUGUAGAGUUUUAUCGUAUGUUGAUAGGACUACUACUACUACUACUACUACUACUUACUUCUUUCCUUACCGGUUUACUGGUUUACUUAUUCCCCACGAGUGUUUUCUUCUUGAGAGUGGCUCUUGACGGAUGUCUUCACUGUGUUGAGAGAAAUGAAAUGAGAUAUGAAAUGAAA